ACGACGCACUUCCGCCGCUGAUGACGCAGCAUCCGGUUGUGCAGCAGCCAUUUUGUCUGUUCGGUCAAAUCCACCCGACGGUUACGAACUGCAGUUCCACCCUGGAAACAAAUGCAAAAUGCUGUUUUUGGCGUUUUUAUUCCACGUCAUACCCGUCUGAACGCGUCCUAAAUUCUUGAUAAAUAUUCCUGAACAUAACCCCGCCCCCCCCGCUCCUCCAGCAGCAGCGGGCCUCCCGGGAGCAGCAUGUCGUGUGAGCAGAGCUACCUGGCCAUCAUCCGGUACCUGACCGAUGAGCGGGAGCCCUACGCGCCGGGGACGCCCGGGAACACCAAGAGGAAGAUCCGGAAGGCGGCCACCUGCUACGUGGUGCGGGACGGGACCCUGUUCUACCAGCGCCGGCUGAAGGGCCAGGACGGCUUCACCGAGCUGCAGGUGGUGCUGCAGGACGGCCUCAGGGCGGAGCUCAUCCAGGGGGCUCACACCGCCGGAGGAGAGCACCUGAACCAGCAGCUCACCUGGGACUCCAUCUCCCAGAAGUACUGGUGGAGAGGAAUCCUGAAGAACGUCAAAGACCACAUCAGAGAGUGUCCUUCGUGUCAGAGCCGCCGCGGCGCUGACGACGGCUCCGGACCUCGACCCUUCGCCCGGCCGGGGAGACGCAAGGCGGCCACCAACGCCACCGAGGAGGAGGAGGAGGAAGAGGAGGAGGAGGAGGGAGAAGACGGCCUGACCUUCACUGACUCCUCCUCCCAACUGAGAUCCAAGACGACGGCCAAACACGAACUCGUCUUUGUGGACAGUAAAGGUGAGGUGAAUCAGUUCUUACCCAAACACAGUCAGACGAUGUUGGACAAACUGAACCAGCAGCGCCUCAGUAACCAGUUCUGUGACAUCACGCUGCUGAUCGAGGGGGAGGAGCACCGCGCCCACAAGGCCGUGCUGGCGGCGUGCAGCGAGUACUUCAACGAGCUCUUCUUCGAGAAGGGCGCCGCCUCCACCCACGAGGCCGUGGUCGACCUCUCCGGUUUCACUAAAGUCAGCUUCCUGCCGCUGCUGGACUUUGCGUACACGUCCACGCUCACCUUUAACUUCUGCGUCAUGGCCGACAUCGCCAACCUGGCUCGCCACCUGCUGAUGACGGAGGUUCUGCAGAUCUGUGAGUCGGUGCACAAGCAGGUGGAGGAGCAGAAGCUGACGGUGUACCAGAGAGGAGACGUGCACACGGUGGUGUCCAGCCAGCCGGCGGCUCAGGACGGUGCCAAGGACGACACGGCGUUCAUGGUCACCAUCGAGAGCGACGGCCGGGCCGUGGUCAUGCAGAGCGGCGAGCCCGUGGCGUUCGUGUCGCCUCCAGAGGAGACGUACAUCCAGCAGCCCAUGACCGUCGUGACCGAGGCUGCAGAGGGAGAAGAGGUGCAUCAUGGGGAGGCGGGGCAGAACGAGACUGUGACUCUGAUCGCUCACGGAGGACACGCCGAGCCGGGAGAGACGCUCACUCUGAUCUCCGGCGGCGCGGACGGACUGGAGGAAGACACGAUGACGGUGGUCACUCACAGCGGGCAGGCCGGAGCCAGCGAGUCGCUCGCCGUGGUGUCCGCCUGCCUGGCGAUGGAGCAGCCGCCGGUCCACGAGGCCUUCGUCAUGGACGUGGACCCGGACAAAGGGAGUCCCUCAGAGGACAUCAGACCGUCCUCUGAAGCGGCGGAGGAGCCUCAGGAGACGGUAGAAUCGGCUCCAACGCCACAGAAACGUAAACGAGGACGUCCGGCGAAGGUGAAGAGAGACGUGGAGGUGGAGGAGUACGUUCCUCUGGAGGAGGAGGAUCCAUCAGCUGACGAAGGCCACGGAGACAAACAGGACGCCUCAGACGACCCCAACAGGAGACGGCUCAGGCAGCGCUCCAUCGCAGAGGGGUACGCCCGUCUGCACAUGGGGCUGGAGGAGGAGGAGGAGGCCAAGAGAGGGGCGACCUCACCGAGAGCGCCCGCUACGAAGGUGCCUCUGAGGACGGGUAAGAGGGGACGACCACCGAAGCAGCCGGCGGAGUCGCCAGGUGAAGGUCAGUCUGAGUCAGGGGCGGAUCCGGAGCCCGGCGCCGUGGAAACGGAGACGCCAGCAGAGCUCAGCACGGAGGAGGCGGGGACUAAAGGGGCGGAGCCUGAGACGACGGGAGCCAAGCAGGAGUCGGCCCAUGACGGAGAACACACCUGCUCAGAGUGCGGCGCGUCCUUCCAGAGACGCUACGCACUCAUCAUGCACACGCUCAAACACGAGAAGGCUCGUGGGUACAAAUGCAGCCUGUGCAGUAAAGAGUUCCAGUACGCCGCCUCGCUCCGAGCUCACCUGGCCCGUCACAAGCAGCAGAGCAGUCAGCGAGCGCCCAUCGUCAAACUGCCCGCGGAGCCCGGCGUCGAGGCCAAUCCGGACGGCGAUCUGGACGAGAAGACGUCGUCGCCGCACACCAAGAGAGAAUUCGUGUGCGACAUCUGCGGGAAGACGCUGCCGAAGCUCUACUCUCUGAGGAUCCACAUGCUGAACCACACCGGCGUGCGUCCUCACUCCUGUAAGGUCUGCGGGAAGACGUUCGCCCACAAACACAGCCUGAAGAUGCACCGCGCGCUGCACGACGUCACCAAACAGUUCCAGUGUGAAUACUGCAAGAAGUCCUUCGUCAGCAAGAGGAGCAUGGAGGAGCACACCAGCCUGCACACAGGUGAGUCUAAGUACCUCUGCAACACCUGUGGAGCCACUUUCCACCGAGCCUCUGCUCUGAGCAAACACCUGAAGAAACACCUGCCCAGACCCGACGUCCGUCCGUUCGCCUGCGCUCACUGUGACAAGCGUUUCUAUGAAGCUAAAGACCUGCAGCAGCACAUGAACAAGCACAUGGGCCUGAAGCCGUUCCAGUGCCAGGUGUGUGGGAAGUGUUACAGCUGGAAGAAGGACUGGUACUCCCACGUCAAGUCCCACAGCGUGGCCGAGCCCUUUAAGUGUAACGUGUGUGGGAAGGAGUUCUUUGAGAAGGCUCUGUUCAGGAGACACGUGAAGAAGGCCACUCACGGGAAGAAAGGCCGAGUGAAGCAGAACCUGGAGAGAGAGUGUGAGCAGUGUGGCAGGAAGUUCACUCAGCUCAGAGAGUACCGACGCCACGUCAACAACCACCAGGGAGUGAAGCCGUUCGAGUGCCUGACGUGCGGCGUGGCGUGGGCCGACGCUCGCUCCCUGAAGCGUCACGUGCGCACGCACACGGGCGAGCGUCCGUACGUGUGCCCGAUGUGCCAGGAGGCGCACAUCGACGCCCGCACGCUGCGCAAACACAUGGCCAAGUUCCACGGAGACAACCUGCCGGGGAAGAUCAUGCUGGAGAAGGACACGCUGCAGUUCCACAACCAGGGCACGCAGGUGGAGCACGCCGUCUCCAUCCUCGCCUCAGAGCUGCCGCCGGAGCUGCGCCCGGCCGAGCCGCCGCCGGCCUCCGAGGAGAUCGAGACGGUGCUGAUCACGGAGGAGACGGUGGAGGCCGUGGAGGCGGUGCAGGCCGUGCAGGCGGCGGCCGACGGCUCGCUGGCGACCACCACGCUGACGGACCAGGGCAUCAUGCAGGUGGUGAACUACGUCCUCGCUCAGCAGGGACUCACCGACGGCAAGAUGGAGGACGCCCCAGAGGUCAUCCAGACCAUGGAGGUGGAGGUGGCUCACGUGGCCGAGGUGGAGUGACUGUGUGUAAAGAUGUGACAGCAUGUAAAGAGAAGAGUAUUUUUUCUGUGAAUGUAAAUACGUGAACCAGGAGAUCGAGUUCUCAUGUUCUGUGAAUAAAUAAUAAUAACCCGACUCAUCAGAGGACUCGUGAGAGCAAACAGACUGUUUGGUUCAGUGGGUUCAUCCUCCGGGAGAAACGUCUUCAUUCAUCUGCUUCAGGUUCUCAGGAACGUUUCCCCUCUGAAGCUCUGGAGGAGUUUAGAUGUUAUCAGCACAAAGUCAACAAAGAGAAACUGAAAUAUGGAAACAUUUCAUAGAUUUUAACCCUCAAAUCAAAAUGUAUUCUAAUAAUUUCACAUAUUUUUCUAAUAA
Molecule: messenger RNA, 4074 nt
Organism: Anoplopoma fimbria (sablefish)
Lineage: Eukaryota; Metazoa; Chordata; Actinopteri; Perciformes; Anoplopomatidae
Gene: zbtb11
Product: zinc finger and BTB domain containing 11
Biological process (GO): negative regulation of transcription by RNA polymerase II; regulation of cytokine production; regulation of immune system process
Molecular function (GO): protein binding; DNA binding
Source: RefSeq, a predicted model, not a curated record